CCGAUCGUGGAGUUGCACUUGUACGUUGCUGCAUAUUUUUCGCGAUUAUUUUUGUUUAAGAGUGAAUUUUGUACGCGAAAAGUUAUCGCAAGUGUUCGUAAAGUGUUAAUUGUCACGUGAACGUUGUGUGCAAUAACUAUUAGUAAUAUAUCACGAUUUAUCCGUGUUCGAAUAAACGGACCCUUUCCUUCCCUCUAUUCGAGCCGCUUUUUCUCGCUAAACAACGAAAACUACAAUUGACAUGUGAUUUUCACAUCAGGAAGUCACAGAAAGUUCUCUCAGUCACGCUGACUGUUAGGUUAUGAUUGUCAUCAAGAAUUCAAGAGUUCAUCUUUAUAUUUUUCCUAUUACGUUUUAGUUUACAUUCCAUUUAGACACAAGAAAACUCCACAAUGCAAAGAAAUUUACGAAGCACCCGUAACAAGCCAAUAAUCGAAAUAUCAGAUUCGGAUGAUGAAGAUCAUAAAGUGGUACCAAAAUCAGAAGAUGAAGACUACGCAAUGGAAGAUAGUAAAACGAAAAGGAAAAUUAGAGAGAAUAAUAAGGAGUCAGUGAAGAAGAAGAUAAAGAAAAGUACACAGGACAAAGUUGCUAAACCUAAAAAAAGAAAAAAUCAAGAAGAAAACUUGAAAAUACUUAAAAACAAGAAACUGAAACUAGAAGAAUCAUCAUUUGCAGAUUAUUCAGAUGCAGGAAUAUUAGAGCAAGAUCAGAAAACUUCUAUCAAAACUGAUGUAAAGCAAGAUAUCAAAAUUGAAGAAAAAUUAAACUGUAGCUUUUCACAAUGUACGGAAUGGACAGACAUUGAUUACAUAAGUGAAAUCAAUAAAGUAGAUAAACAUAUCGUAAAGAAUGUAGUACAGCUUUUUAACCAAGACAACACUAUACCUUUUAUCGCAAGAUAUAGGCGAAACAACACUGGAUCUAUGGAAGCAGAUCAGUUGAGAGCACUUAAGGAAAGUUACGAGCAAGCAAAAAUUAUUAAGCAACGUGCUGCAACAAUUUUAAAGACUAUCGAUAAAUUAGGGAAAUGGUCACCACAAAUUCAUUCUGCUAUCACAUCUGCAAAAUCCCUUGCUGAUCUGGAAGACAUUUAUGCCUUAUAUAAACCAACAUCAAAACGACCUCUGGCAGAGAGAGCAAAAGAAUUGGGCCUGGAAAGUAUAAGCAAUGCUGUUUUGCAUGGACAGAAAAUAACUCCACUGGUAUCUCUGAUAAAUGAGCAAAAAGAAGGCUUGCGAGAUGAACAGCAAGUGAGAAAUGGUAUUAUAUAUAUAAUAGUGGAUGUUAUUACUAAGGAUAAAAAGGUUUUUAAUGCAGUGACAUUCUUCCGAAAAAGAUCUAUCAUACACAUAGAAACGACGCAAUGUAAAGCAGCAGAAAAUUCGAAUAACACAAACCAACAAAAAUAUGAAUAUUAUUUUAAUUUUAAAUCAAAGGAGAAUACUAUUAAGCCACAUCACAUAUUGGCCAUUAAUCGAGCCGAAUCGCAAAAGAUUAUUAAUGUAAAAAUUAUAGUUCCGGAUACUUUCGAACACACAUUCAAAAAAUAUUGUCUGUCAGAAUACACACGUCAGCAAAAAGAUAUGGGAAAUAUUACAAAGUUGCAUUGUGAUUUACUUAGGGAUAGUAUUGAUUACGCUUACAAGAAGGUGAUUAAACCUUUGGUGAUACGUAGAGUACGGAGUGAGAUGAAGGAAAGAGCGGAAAAGGCAUCUAUACAAGUAUUUGCAACUAAUGUUAAACAAUUACUGCUGACUCCUCCUGUACGAGGUAAAAUUAUUCUUGGCAUAGAUCCGGGUUAUUAUCAUGGAUGUAAAAUCGCUGUUAUAUCGGAAACCGGAAAUGUUCUUGAGACAGCUUUGAUAUAUCCUCAUAAAAAUGAUGCUUCAUUGUCCAUUGCGACUAAUAUUUUGACAAAGCUAGUGAACAAGUAUAAAUGCACGAUAUUAGCUCUGGGAAACGGUACAGCAAGCAGGGAUACUGAAUUGUUUUUAACAAAUAUGAUAAAAUCAAAGAUGUUUGAUUCAUCGGACGUGACGUACACCAUCGUUGACGAAUCUGGAGCAUCAAUUUACAGUUGUAGUCUUGAAGGAAAGUCAGAAUUUCCGGAUCUCGAUCCAAAUCUGGUUUCGGCUAUCUCGAUAGCGCGACGUUUGCAGGAUCCACUUGCAGAAUUAGUUAAGAUUGAACCGAAGCAUUUAGGAGUCGGGAUGUAUCAGCACGACCUUCCUGAAAAACAAUUGAUAAAUGCGUUGGACGAAGUCGUCACAGAGGCUGUGAGCUUUGUAGGAGUCGAUGUCAAUACAGCAUCCCAGUGCCUUCUGGGAAGAGUAGCCGGUCUUACAAAAUCUAGAGCUGCAAGCAUCAUAGAAUGGCGAACUAAAUACGGAGCAUUUAGGAAUAGAGAACAAUUGUUAGAUGUGAAAGGUAUUGGCAAGAAAACGUUUGAACAGUGCGCAGGAUUCAUAAGAAUUCGACCGGACACAGCAGUGAUUGGCGAAAUCGCGACGAAGGAGAGUAAAAAAUUAAAGGAGAAUUUUAAUCUCUUGGAUCAAACGUGGAUUCAUCCGGAAUCAUAUGCGAUAGCGAAUAAAUUUUUAAAACACUGCCAAUGCAAGUUAGACAAUCUUGGUACGCCGGCAUUUAUCGAACGGAUAAAUUCAUACGCGAAAGCGGGAUGUGCCAAAUUAGCUGAGCAAUUUGAUAUUGAUGAGACUAAUAUGGAGAUCAUAAUUAAAGCUUUGACCAUGAAAAAGGAUGAGGAUAUACGCUUAAAAUCGAAUCGUCCGUUGUUCCGUGUUGGCAUUCAAAAUAUUCAUGAUUUGAGCGUUGGUAUCAUAUUAAGUGGUGUCGUGCGAAAUGUCACGCAUUUUGGAGCCUUUGUAGAUGUGGGCGUCGAAAAUGAAGGACUAAUUCAUAUUACACGUAUGAAACAACAGACUUUGCAUGUAGGCCAACAUGUGGAAGUAAAGGUAAUUAAUCUCGAUGUGGCACGCAGCAGGAUUGGUCUUGAAUUAAUGAAGAAGUUUUAAAUCGAAUUGUUUUUUUCCAGAGUUACGAUAAAAAGUUUUAGUUAUAUUGGUAUGAUAAUACUAUAUUUUUUAUUAAUAAUUUAUGUUAGGAAAAUGUUUUAU
Messenger RNA from Nylanderia fulva, 3137 nucleotides. RefSeq lists its product as uncharacterized. Gene Ontology annotation, molecular function: mRNA binding; structural constituent of ribosome. The record is from RefSeq and is a predicted model, not a curated record. Lineage: Eukaryota; Metazoa; Arthropoda; Insecta; Hymenoptera; Formicidae. Gene Ontology annotation, biological process: nucleobase-containing compound metabolic process; translation.